Rhinopithecus roxellana (golden snub-nosed monkey) is the source of this 1182-nucleotide messenger RNA. It is a transcript of the gene HDDC3, whose product is annotated as HD domain containing 3. Gene Ontology annotation, molecular function: guanosine-3',5'-bis(diphosphate) 3'-diphosphatase activity. The transcript is spliced from 4 exons. NCBI's taxonomy places the organism in Eukaryota, Metazoa, Chordata, Mammalia, Primates, Cercopithecidae. The record is from RefSeq and is a predicted model, not a curated record. The coding region runs from base 153 to 662 and encodes 169 amino acids.
GGCAUGUCAGCUCCAGAGGAAUUCAUCUGGGGCAGGCCCAACUCAGCCCGCUGAAUUAGCCUCCACGAUCCUCGGGCCUCCCCGGAGCCAGGGGGCGCUGUAAACGUUCCGUCCCGGCCCCCGCUGCCGCCGUCGCCCGCCCCAUCCGCGCGAUGGGCUCCGAGGCCGCCCAGCUGCUGGAGGCUGCCGACUUCGCUGCUCGCAAGCACCGGCAGCAGCGGCGGAAGGAUCCCGAAGGGACCCCCUACAUCAACCACCCCAUCGGUGUGGCUCGGAUCCUGACCCACGAGGCGGGAAUCACUGACAUUGUGGUGUUACAGGCGGCCCUGCUCCAUGACACGGUGGAGGACACAGACACCACCCUGGAUGAGGUGGAGCUACACUUUGGGGCACAGGUGCGACGCCUGGUGGAGGAGGUAACAGAUGACAAGACUCUGCCCAAGCUGGAGAGAAAGCGGCUGCAGGUGGAGCAAGCGCCCCACAGUAGCCCCGGGGCCAAACUGGUGAAACUGGCAGACAAGCUGUACAAUCUGAGGGACCUGAAUCGCUGCACCCCAGAGGCUGGGCCAAGCAGAAGUUUUCAGGACAGCUCAUCCCAUCAGGAACUCAUGGCCCUGAACCAGGCUUGCCAGGAAGUGGGGAAAAGGCAGUGCUUUCCUUGACAUCACGCUAGCAAGUUUCUGUGGACUCUUACGCAGGAUGGUCAGAACAUCGAGUACAGGAAUACUUCGAGUGGGCAGCGCAGGUGGUGAAGGGGCUUCAGGGAACAAACCGGCAACUGGAAGAGGCGCUAAAGCAUCUGUUCAAGGAGCGGGGGCUGACACUCUGAUCAGUGCUUGAAGCUAUCCAGAGGCACAACUCCAGCCUCAUUCUGGCCGGACAGGAUUCAUACACCAUCUUUUCCGUGCCUCCCAAACUCCCUCCAUCCUUCCCAGAUACUACAGGCCAAAAAAAGACUUGCAUUUUUUCUCAGUCUGAAGGUCUCCUACUAACUAAGCUGAGUCCCGCGUGUGGGAAUCAGAUGUACCCAUCCAUUUGUGAUGCACUCACUGCCUCUCCCCAAGUCUUGGGUCUGUUUGCUAUUUUGCAUGGUGGGAUCUCUGGCCCCUCAGGGACUUGAGAUUAUGUAAGUACUAGUUCCUAAGACGUUAUGGAAAAUAAAAACUCUGGGUUAAGGUUUAA